Messenger RNA from Aspergillus calidoustus, 3529 nucleotides. The record is from the annotation of a GenBank genome assembly. Lineage: Eukaryota; Fungi; Ascomycota; Eurotiomycetes; Eurotiales; Aspergillaceae.
AAGUAAACCAGUUGGCGCACUGCCAUUCCACGUGAUUUAGCGUUGAGUCCUCCCGUCAGCUGUGCUUGUUUCAUCAUCCCCGCCUUCUCAGUUACUUCGACCACAAAUGACCGAAUGAUUGAGCGGAAAACGAAGGACCUUCUCUGAAAGAUGACACCUCUAGCGCUUGUAUCACAAUAUAGCUCCUUGAUACUGGCUCUUCAGAACGACAACAAGAGUGAAGAAGAUACAGUAAAUCCACUUGAUAGAAUUUUCACUUACACGCCCCUCCUGACAAUCAUCCUUGAUUCAUCUCUACGUGUUGUUGAAGUGUUAAAGAGCUAUCUUACUCUUUCUAAUUUAGAGAGGGACAAGGUGCUGGGGUCUCUAUUAUUUGAUCUUUAUGAGAUGCCAGCCUCUUGUUAUUCCAUUAUACUUGGGGCACUGAGUUACGCUAUAUCCACACAGUCUAUCCAAUUGACGGAUUCACCAUGGUUUAAAUGCGGUCGCCUGCAAAUCACGCCUAUUUUUGACGGGUCCAACCUCCGUUACCUAACUCUUGAGUUUCAACCAACAUCAUCUACUAUUGCUCAUCAAUAAGCCUUGUGGGAAGUGCUACUCAAAGGCUCAUCAGCUGCAGCUAGUCGUGCAGGGUUUGCAUAGAUGAGAGAGCGAGCGACUCUGCGGGAACAAAAGGGUUGGGCCCGAGCGUCUACCCUCACGCCGGUAGGUUAGUAGUAUGGUGGGUGACCACAUGCGAAUCCCUACUGUUGUAUGUUUUUUUCCUUUUUAUACCUUAUUCUUCAUAAAAUUAUUUUUGUGUACUUAACAUAACCCGCAAGCCUUUUUUAUUAAGCAGGGAGGGAAACCGUCGGGCCGGGGUCCCGGAGGGGCGGAAUUUGCGGGGAAGCUGCGCCCGCAUCAAUCCCAAGCCAAGUUCCACCUGCAUUCCUUCCCAGUCUCCAUCGACAUGCCCCUCAACCCAGCCGACAGCUACAAACAUGUCAGAUACACCAAGUCGGAUCAGGGGCCAGCGCCUAUGCCCAUGGUGCUCAAAAUCAUUCACCAAAGAAGAGCACCUUGCAAGGCAUGUCCGCACGCAUACAAAGGAGAAGCCUUUUGUGUGUCGAGUCUGCAAUAAGGCUUUUAGUCGACAUGACUCGCUUCUACGCCACCGCAGGUCUCAUAAAUCUGCAGAAUCGGCCUCUCCAAGAGUGGUGGAGGUGGCAACUUUCACCUCGGACACGAUGAAUCUGGAUGUGCACAGUCUAUCACAAAACACACCCAGCAGACGUGCACAGAGUAACUACGAAGCGCGCCCUAGUCUGCCCCGAGAGUUCCCGAAUCCUCCGUGUGCGCAAGGGGUACAGGACCUUGCAAGAAUGAACCAUGUAUCACAUCCAACCAUGUCAGAUGAUGGGAUCGGCCACCAUUCCCUCGCAGGCGAUGUGGUACGGUCUUAUCCGUCGCCUUGGCUCGAGAAUGUUUCCCUUGGACCCCAAUCUACGACGGAGCCGGAAACAGCCGGACCAGGCCAUCCCCCUAUGACCAACUCAACUCGCAGCAACGACUGGGUCUUUAACUUCAUUCCGCAGACGCCUGUGUGGCUUGCCCAGGAUGACUUUGACCUGGACGCCCUCAACUCGAGCAUCAUUGCGUCUACGAGUUAUUUCCUACCACCGGAACCCCUCCCUACGAUUAUUGAGCCGCCGGCUCCCGUUCCUGAGCACAACGUUCCCCCCUCUGUGGAAGAUGCUGUGCAGAAAGAAUGGUUCACAUACACAGCCUCCUCGCAAUCAGGGUACAUCACGCCGGAUAUCGGCUCUGAAGAAACGCACGUAGAUGAUGCAUACAGGACAAAUCUUGCCGUCAAGCUACAGCACCAAGUUCCUGUCUUUCCCCUCCCAUCUACUGAUUUCCUGAACAUGUGCAUCCAGACAUACUUUUCCAAGUUCCACCCGCUGUUUCCUGUUAUUCACGCACCGACCUUUCGGCCUUCGGCGAUCAAUUCGCUCCUUUUAUUGUCCAUAUGCUCGAUUGGGAGUUUAUUUGUCGGGCUAUCGCACGCACAGUCCCAGGGGGAGAAGAUAUUCGAGACCUUGAACAAGGCAAUUCUCUCUUCAUGGGAAGGUUACAUGUCCGAGAGGGGGACAGGAGUGACGGCGAUGAUCCAGGCGGCGCUCAUUGGUCAGACAUUUGGUCUAUUAUCCGGGAGACAAAAAGAUCUUUUUAUAGCACAGACUUUUCACGGGACACUAUGGGCAAGGAGGUACCGUAUGUUUAAACCCAAAAAGGCGUCGGACAGCAUCUCCCUCGAGGAAGUGCUGCAUCGCCCACAGAACGCCUGGAGAACUUGGGCUCAGACGGAGGAGCGUAAUAGGAUCGCGGCGGCCCUCCACAUCCACGACGUCGAGAUAGCAGAACUCUUUGUGACGGACCCCUACCUCCGACAUAGUCCGCCGAAGCGGCCCGUGCUAUGCAACGAUGAGCUCUGGAACGCAAGCGCGGCAGAAGCAUGGUCCAGGCUGAUGGUUGAGCAUCUCAGCUCGACGCAAGGGGCCGAAGCCAACACCCGCAGUCAUUCACCACCUGGAAGUACACCCCGACUACAUGCAUAUCUCGAGCUCGAAGCCCUUUCAGCAUUCAUGAUGGAGAGCAAGACACAGACAGUGGCAAAUCAACCCGACGAUGGAAACAGUCUUGAACAAAUCGACUGCGCAUUUACCUCUUCGUUGAUCACAUUCUACACCACACACCUCAAGCCGUAUCACCAACGAGAGGGACCAGACCCGCUUUCGCUGCUCGUCCUCUGGCAUGGAGUCUUCAUUUCCCUAUCCGCAGACAUUGACUCUCUCGAGCUUGCCAUCGGUCGCGAAGGCGCACAUCAAGCCAGGUCUCCCCGCAUCGCAACAUACGUACGCGCAUGGGCAAACUCCUCCCGCGGCCAGCGCGCCGCAAUCCACGCCGCGCUGGUCCUCCGGCACCUCGAGCAGCUCCCACUAUCGAUGGAGCCAGCCAUCCACGUCCCUCGCGUGGUAUUCCGCGCCGCAAUUGCCUGGUACUGCUACACAAAGUACCACGACCUCGACCGGCAAGACUACGCGCACUCAGCAGGAGGGAACACCACGGGAUUAGUGCCAGACUUCCCCGAGCUCAAGGAGAUGGAAGUCAACUGUCGGCAAGCCCUCUUCCCAGCGAGCGGGUGGAAAACUGGGUCUACUCGGAGAUCUGCUAUGGCCGAGUCGACGACGUUUGGUGGGCUUGUCGAUCUGCUGCAGAGGAUGGGGCACUGGGGGUUGUCGAAGCGGUUGGCGGGGAUACUGAGGCUGCUGUUACCCGGGAUCGAGAGAGAGGAGGAGAGGAGAGUGGACGGGUGAAGAAAACCAGGGGCGAAAAAAUAAAUAAAUAAAACAAAACAAAAACAAUCUUUAUAAGGAGUGACUGUUGUGUGGGAAAAUUUAAGCUUUGUACUUGAAUACCUGAUACACAUAUGAUAAUCUCUUCAUCUGAAUGCUCAGCACCCACGCAAGUACCCCACAACCGCCCUCAC